Hydra vulgaris (swiftwater hydra) is the source of this 8226-nucleotide messenger RNA. RefSeq names its product MATH and LRR domain-containing protein PFE0570w. The record is from RefSeq and is a predicted model, not a curated record. Lineage: Eukaryota; Metazoa; Cnidaria; Hydrozoa; Anthoathecata; Hydridae.
AAUAGAACAAUAUUAAAAUAAAUCAAAUUUGACCAACGAUGCGGUUUUAUAUUUAAUUUCCACUUCUAAAUGUAAAAAUUUUAAGAAAUACACGAGUGAAAUAAUAUGGAAAGUGAUGUUUAAAUGAGUAAUGGAUUUUUUGUUUUUGUUGCCAGUUUGAUGCCAUAUUUUAGACAAGCUUUUUUCAAAAAAUUAUGAGGUACAAAAAAAGAUGUUACACUCUUCACAUUAUACUUUAUAUAAUGACAAUUAUUUUAACCGUUACAAGUUUUCUCUCAAACAAAAGUAGUAAUACGUUUUUUACGGAAGCCGAUGAACCUUUGUCAAAUCCGUUGUUGAAAAAAAGUAUCAGCAAGUUAAACAAAAGUUUUAAGAUGAAAAUUAAUGACAGACAACCUAUUUUAGAUUUAUCAGUAAGAUCUUUUUUAAAUUCAAAUAGAAAUUUACCUAGACGAAAGAGAAAACGCAAUAAUGUUCCUCAAAAAGUGAAGGAUAUUAAUAAUUCUGAAACAAGAAUCUUGAAAGAUCAAACAUAUUUCGGGAAUUAUGUUUCCAACGAUCGAUUACUGGAUACCUCAGUUCCAAAUAAAAGUUUGCUUGAUACAACUCUAAAUACCGAUACCUUGAUGAAAAAAGAUGACUUGAUUGACUCCUCAAAAGCAAAGACUGAAAUAUUCAAUCCUUCAGUAAGAAAACUUGAAAAUAAAGAAAUCGACCUUUACGGAAGUCAGAUCAACCCUGCAAAAAGCUGUCGAGACGUGUUUCUCACUAAAAAAGAUGCAUUGUCAGGAAACUACUGGAUAAAAACAGAAGAUGGAGAACUGUUAAUGGUUGCUUGUGGUUUUCCAUUAAAAGUACAAACAAGAGCUCAGAGUGACACUGACAAAAAUAAGAAUAGCAUAGGCGAAAUUAAACUUCAAGAAAACGGUAAAAUAAUGUCUGGAAGCGCAAACUCUUUGGUUUCCCUGAAUAAGGAAAAAACUUUAGAAUUAACAAAGAAUAAUUUAGAAGAUGAGAAAAAUGUGAAACUUAAAACCAGCAAUAUCAAUAAAAACUCCCAGUCGUUUUUAAAGCUCGAAAAUUACAACCAGCCGCAAUUAAAAACAAAUGAACUAUAUAUUCGCAACUCUAGUCCCGAUUCCCAAGUACCUUCAAACUCAAUGCAGAAAGAUAACCCUCACAACUUAGAUGUUGUUCCGACAAAAAGUUCAAAGUUUACAAUACCUGGUCGAAAAACGGAAACCAAAAAAACAACUAUUAUAACAUUACCUACGAUUGUGACAACAACUAUAAAAUCCGAAACAACAACUAAAAAAACAAUUCCAACAACUAAAAAAACAAUUCCAACAACUAAAAAAACAAUUCCAACAACUAAAAAAACAAUUCCAACAACAAUUCCAAUAAUGACAACAACAAUAACAACUUCAACUACAAAUAAAAUUACUCAAACAACAUCUGCUCCGCCAACAACAAUUCCUAUACCAACAACAGUGCCUACAACUACCACAAAAGCAAUAACUGUUACAAGGACAACAACAACAACAAAAACUAACUCUCCAAUAGAAACGCCACCACCAUUGCAAACUCCUCCUCCUUUAAUUUCUCCUCCACCAAUAGCUCGAGUAGUUAGCAACAUUAAUACGCUUACUGACACAAAACCACAAUCAACAGCCUUUAACUUGCCUAUCAAUAUGCUGUCAGAUGAAAAAAGUGUUGAUAAAACCUAUAAAACAAGAAAUUCACUGAUUAACUCUAAACUUGAAAAUCCUAAACUUGAAAGUGAAAUGAAUUUAAAAAUUCCAAAAGUUUUACGAAAAGGUUAUAAAAAUGGUAACGCGGGAGAUCUUGGUGAUAUACAAGAUGAAAUUCCUCCAGAAACAGGAACAGAUAUUGGCAUUAAAUUACAAGCAGUUGGUACGCCUCAAAAUACUCCAGAACAAACUAUGAAAGUUAACUACAAAGUUGCACAAGAAUUUGAGACGCAACCACAGGUCCGAAGUUGGGCAUUUAGAGAAAAUAACAUGUUACAAAAUCAUGCUUUUGAUGAACAAUAUAAUAGCAUUGACGUAAGUGAAAAGAAGAAAAACAAAAAUGAUCCAAAACCAAAAAUAAGAAGCUGGACAAGCAAUCAGAUUGACAUGCAAAAAAAUUUAACGAAAGAUCAAUACAACAAUUUUGAAAAAAAUGAUCAAGAAAUUGCUGAAAACACAUUUAAAGAGCAGUAUAAAGAGUUUGAGUACUUGAAAAAAAGGAUGGAUUUUAAAGUUAACUCUCAAAAAGACGUCUUAAGUCUUCCAAUUACAAACGACCAAGAAACGUCACUUAGUAGUUUAACAAAUAAUGAGGAAAAAGAAAAGUUUAGCCAAAGUAAGCCCUUAAUGAUAGAUAAAAAUGAAAAAGAAAAAGAAAAGUUAAGCCAAAAUAAACCUCCCAUAAUAAAUAAAAGUGAAAAUAAUGUUUUUAUAGAUGAAAAAUCUCAAAAAAUAACUGAAAAUCUAAACGGAGAUGCUUCUGUAUUAAAUAAUAAUUUUCAAGGUGGCAAUAAUGUAAAUGAUAACUCUCUUAACAAUUUUCAACUCAACAAAGAAAGUAUUUCCGAAAAAAAUGGUAACGCGCUCAUAACCUAUUCAAAGAAAGAUGACAAUAAAGAAGAUAAGUUUACAAAAGCUUUCAAACAAAAUAGUUUCUCAAAUGAUCCAUAUCUCGUCAAAAAUGAUUUUUCAAAUUUAAUUAACCUAGGAAAUAUCACAGAUGAAGCAAAACCAACAGAUCGAAUGUCUUUAAUGAUAAAAAGCAAUCCACAAUCUGAAGAAGCUUUCAUAAAAAACUUAUCUCAUCCUAUAAACACAGAUAAUCAAAUCACUUCAGAAAAUGAUGAAAUGGUUUUUAACAAUCUGAUUGCUAAAAAAAAAGAGACACAAACAGCUAAUAAAAGAGGUAAAGAAGCUUAUUUAAAAGGUGACGAGUUUGUACUUGAUUCGGAGAACGAUGAAGCAUUAAAUAGGUUCUUUAAAAACAAAAGUUUUCAAAACGGAAAAAAUGAGCGCGAAACUGACAAAAAGUUUGAUGUGUUUAAACCCAUAAAACUCAAGCAAAUAAGUGGGCCACCGAAUCCAAUUGUUUCAGAGAAAGAAGAACAUUCUGGAUCUUAUAAUCAACAAUCUUCAAAAUUGAGAUAUCUUGGCGUCUUAAAUGACGAUCCAGAAAAAUUAGAUAAAAAAAAGGAACAAUUGAAAGAUGAGGGUAAACUGAAAGAUCAAAAACUGUUUUUAUAUAAAAAACUUAGAGGUGAUGGUGAUGAAAACUCAGAGGCCAAGCCUUCAAACAUAUAUGUAGAUAAUCGAGUUUUUAUCUAUGGAGGAAUAAAAGGAGGCAAAGAAAUUUUACCAACCGUAUUAAACACAGUCAUUAAGAAAGAUAAAGGCGGCGAAGAAGAAAUUCAAAGACGUAUUAAAUUACGCGAUUUCUCUGAGGCUGACGCAGUAAUUGACUCCAGUCCAAAAUCUUUCAUAAAAAAAAAAGGCGAAAACUCAAUUACCUUUGAAAUUGAUGAUGCUACAAACAAAGAUUUGAAAGAAAUAGAUCAAGAUAAACCAAUAAAUCAAAAGGAUAGCUCUAGCAUCUUCAUAGAAAAAAAUAUUGAUUUUGAAAAUGAAAAACAGGAAAAAAUUGGUGGUACAAACCCAGUUAUUAGACAACUAACAAGCAAUUAUGUUUCUAAUUCAAAUAAAGAAAAUGAACAACCGUCUUUUUCUCAAAAAGAUUUGGAACAAAUUAAACGUGUUCAGCUAAUUAAAGCCCAAGCACACAAUGCAGAAGACGUCUUAACCGGAAAGUUUUCAACUUCAAAUUUAAAACAUUUCUUAUACAAGAAUGGAUCAGCUGAAUCUGAUUUUAUUGAUUCUUAUGGGUUUGUAAGAGAUGGAACAGGUGGUGCGCAUAGAAUCUUUGGAACAAAUGAUAUAAAAAAACAAGUAAAACAAACAAACAUUCGACCAAUACAAUCAAGCUUAAAUGUGGAUAAAAGCUUAGCAAAAGUACAAGCUACAAAAUCUUUCAAAAACAAGUUUGACUCGUUUUCAGGAGAACUAGGUGAAGAACAACAACCUUUUAGAGAACAUUUUACAAGAAAUAGAUUGAAUGUUGAUCCAUCACUAGAAGCUGAAAAAAAGGUAAAAGUGAAAACCUCUGAUUACGUUUCACCAAUCAAUCAAGAACAACUUCCAGGAGCUAGUGAUAGAUUAGACUUUUUAGACAUGACAAGCAUUUACGAACCUUUAAAAACUAUGACUCAUAGUCUAUCUGGAUUGCUUUCAGAAGCACAAAAGAAUAUGUCAAACAUUCCUGGAUACUCGGAGGAAAACAAAAAAAUGGAUGAAGAAGUAAGAAAAAAUGCGGACAAAAUAGUUACUCAAACAACAGAACUUUUGCAUCAUGAUUCCAUUCGUCAAAAAAUUGAACAACCAGAGUCGCAUCACAUUUUAAAUGAAGCAACGUCCCCAAUAAUGGAUAAAAGGUGGGAGAUAAAAAGUCCUUAUGUCAUCAAAAAUGCUCCUACAACAGGCGCUGAUAAACGUACAGAACUUAUAGAAGUUGAAGAAGAAUUUGCAAAAGAAGAAAGUAAGCCACCAAGUACUGACCCAGUUUUACAAAAGAUUAUUAACCAUAUGAAAUCGGGAUUUGCAAUUAAAACCUCUUCUUAUACAAAAGGUGCAGAUGACAAACGUACAAAAAUUUUCGCUGACAACAAACGUAAACAAAUUUCCAAUAACGCCAAUGCAAAACGUACAAAAAUUCCAUUUAAAUGGCCACAACCAGUUAAUAUUUACAUUAAAAAUCAAAACGAACACGCCAUUAACCGCAUUCGUAAAGAAAUCUCUGAAGUAAAUAGUUUAUGUAAGAGAACUUCUAAUGAAAAUUUUAAUGAAAGUUUAAAAGAUAAAGUUUUAAACAUUUUUAAUAUGAGCAAACUUGAUAAUUGCAAAAACUUUGAAGAAAAGGAUUUUGCAACAGAUAAAAGACUCAAUUCUGCAAUUACAAAUGCAAACAUUUUGCAAAUGUUUUCACAGAACUCAAAAAAGAACUUCCAAUCAACCAAUAAAACGUCACUAAAUAACAACAUGUUGCUAGCUUACGUUAAUCCAAUAAGUAACAAAACUAAACUAAGCGAGAACAUGACGCUAAAUAACGUUAUGUCUACAAGUAAAAACAUGUUGCAUGAACAAACUAAUUUUCUAAAUGCUUUGGACCUAAAAAGAAUAGUAACUCCAGCUUUUACAACAUACACUGCUUAUGUUAAAAGCCACGAUUUAAAACAAGAACUUUUUAAUGGAAUCUUUCCCGAACCUCAGUUCGAAAUCUCAGAAAGUCCUAAUAAUAUUAUUGAAGGCAAUAAAUCUAAUCUCUUAGAUUUUGGAUCAAGAGCAAGGAAAUUUAAAAGUUCUAUACUUGGUAAAAGUAAUAUACUUCAUUUGAAAGCAGACACGUAUUUAAAACGUCGAAAAAGGGAAAUAAAUAUAAAAAUUGUUCCAAAAAGUAUACGCGCUUUAAUUCCAUCAAAGGUUGGCCAUCUUCAACCUUCUAAUCUUAAACCAAUGCCUCCAGUAGGUCACGACCCUGAUGAUUCGGGAUCGAAAAACUCGCUGAUUACUGAUGUAGAAACACCUAACAGAAAUAAAAAGCUAAAAUCUAAAGUUUCCUCAGAAAAUGAAGUAAAUAAACAAAUUAUAAAUGCAAAAACAAAAAAGUCCGAAGACGAAGACAAUAACACAUUGAAGGCAAAAGACGAAGAUGGAGUUCAAGAUUUAAAAGAUGAUCAAGACUCAGUUGAAUUAAGAAAAAAUAGCAAGGAAAAUGAAAGUGAAACACAAAGAGUGGAUACAACUUUUGAAGCAGGCUUAAAAGAAUCCGAUAAAAAUGAACAAAAGGUGAAGAAUAACGUGGACAACGAUGGGAUUAAUUUUGACUUGGGAGCUCAAAGAAACGCAUCAGAAAAACAAAAGUCCGAAGAAGAUUCAGCUUAUGGAAAUAUUACAAUAUUUAACUACCCUAUAAACGUGACUGCAUUAGAAGAAGGCAUAAUGAAACUGAUCAAUCAGACAACGCCAAGUCCAAAAAUUUACAAAGGAAAAGAACAAGACGAUUAUGUAAAGAAAAUUGAAGCGCAAAAUAAAAAGUACCCAGAGUUAAAGCUACCUCAAAAACACGGUGAAUAUAUUCCUCCAGAUGACGAUGAAUAUGAUCAUCGACCAACGCAAAAACCCAAACUCGAUAAACCUAAAAUGGUUUCAAAAUACAAAAAACCAAAAAACGAGUUAUCAAAAGUAGAAGAGAAAAGUGUUGCCAAAGAAACGGAAAAGACAGUUGCUAAUCAAUCCAACAACCAAUCAAAAAAUGGGUCUGAAAACGAAGACAAUUUAUCAUCCUACAAUCCGCCUUUGCCACCACUAAAAACCAAUAUACGUGAAGAUAAAACAAGUAAGGAUUUAAAAAUUCCUAAUAUAAUUGAUACAACACCUACUGAAAGCUCACCUCAUUCUCUACCUGAGGUAGCAAAAAGUACAAGAGAAUCUAAUAAUAGUGAGUUGUUUAAAUUGACUCUGAAAGAGGGAAAAAUCAAAAUUGAAAAAUUAAAAAGCGAAGAAAGCGCUACGUUUUUAAAACAAAUAAACUUGGGAGAUGCUUCUAAUUCCAGUAAACAAAACAACUCUGACUCUAAAAACAACUCGAUAGCAUUUUCUAACUUAAGUAAUCAAAACAUCAGUUCAACUAAUAUGCAAAAUAAAACUUCGGAAGAAAAGAUUCCCAAAUCAUAUGAUUCGGCAAAAAUUACAAAUGCAACGGGCAAUCCUAUAGAAAAUAUCAAUACAACUAUCAGUCAUUUAUCACACGCAAAUCGAACUGAAAAUCAACAAUCGAUAAAUAAAACAAUUGAAACGAUAAAAUUGUUUGAAGGAAAAAAUGAAAGCAAAAUAAAUCAACCUUUAGAACCUUUGAAACAAAUCCUUAACAAAAAUGAAACACUCAAAGCUUCUCAAUCAAAUUCAACUGCAAAUGAAACCAAAAAUCAAGAAAUUUUAGCAAAUAAAACACAAAAUAAACAUAUUCAACAAUGGCAGUUAAACCCUGCAGAACUAAGUACAUCAGGUAUAGCACCUUUUCCUAUAGAUGCAAAUAAUGCUAUUCCUUUAAUACCGAUUCCUGUUGAUAGUCCAUUGGGAAAGCUUCUUUAUCCUGCAUUAAAUAUCCCAGCAAAUAAUCAAAUACGAAUGUUUCAUCGUCUAAUCAAACUAAAUAAUAACUUAUCAACAAACUCUCCGUUGUUGGAACCUGAAAAAAAGACCAUUGGAGCACCAAUAGAAUUAUCAGAAACCAAGCGUGUUGAAGAUACCAUGAAACUAUUUAACAAACAAAAUCUAAACCCAAAUGAUUUUACCACGUUAUUUCAAGUUUCAAAAGAUCAGACAUUUAGUAAUCUUGAUACAGAAACAAAAAACAAGUUGACGAGUAUGAUAACUCCUGAUAAGCGUGGCUCUGUUUCAAUAAAUAAAACUACGGCGCUAAUAUCAGGUUCAAAUGAUGUUAUUAUUGAUAUACCAAUUUUUAAAGCUUCUGAAUUACAAACUCUUUUAUCCGUACCUUAUAAAAAUUCGUUUGACCCAAUGCCAGGCUCUGCUGUUCACAUAGAAUUAGAAAACAAAAAUGGGCGUUUUGUAAUGGUGCCAGAUGCUUUAAACUUUGCUCAGACUUUACCGCAUCAAAAUAUAAAACUUUAUUCUCGAUAUAAAAUUCCAAAAAUUCAAAAAAAAUCUCUCAUAAGAAAUAAGCAUCAACACCCAAAUAAAGUAACUAAAAUAAACAAUAAUUUAUCAAGAAACAUUCUCGACAGAAACAAAAACUUGCAUAAAAAACAAACAGUUGACUUAACUUAAAUUAAUAUAUAUAAAAUUUAUUGUUUGUUUUGCACUUUUUAACAAAUCGUAUUUUUUAAGCUAAUAUAGAUAACUUAAAUAUUUUAUAUCUCUCAUAUACUAACCAAUAAUUACAACCUGGUCGAUAAGUUAGUAUUCGUAGAUACAUAUCAUCAUAGACACAUAAACGAAUGAACAAUAAGUAAUUAUAAUUGCGGACAUAUAACGGACACCAUCAUAACAAUUACAAAAAUAACAACAUAUUUUUAUCAAUAUUUGUAAAUAUGAUAUUUUAACCUUUUUUAGAAAAAAAUAA